Molecule: messenger RNA, 5773 nt
Organism: Parasteatoda tepidariorum (common house spider)
Lineage: Eukaryota; Metazoa; Arthropoda; Arachnida; Araneae; Theridiidae
Product: putative leucine-rich repeat-containing protein DDB_G0290503
Source: RefSeq, a predicted model, not a curated record
AUUCAAAACUGUUUAUAUUAAUUAAAAUUUGUUAAAUAAAUUAUUCAUAAUUUUAAAGUUAGCCUGCGUUGUUAGAUAAAAUGUUGAACCAAGUUUCAAAUUAAGGAAGGAAUCUGUUUAAGAAUGGAAGGUUAUUUCACAUUACCUCAAUCAUUUAAAAUGAAUUUUGGAAAAGAGAAUUACGGCUUCCGUAUCAGUAUAGGAGAGAAAGAUACAAUUGAACUAGGUUUCAAUAAAAAGCGUGAUAAUAAGGAAUGCGGUAUGUGUCCCAGGCUACUUCGCACAUGGACUCCACCCUCUAACAGAAAUAGAGUAACACCAUAUCGUCACAAAAGUUCUAAACCUACCAAUCAAAUAGUUGUUACUUUACCUCCUGGAAAAACAAUUAAGGUGUCUAGUCCUUUGAUUAUAGAAUCUGAUAAUUUACACAACAUCAAAGCAACCUUUUCUCCCACAAAACCAAAAGAUGUUCAGCCUGAUAAAAUUACUUCAACAGAGGCGCUUAAUAUCUGCAAAAAGAAAAUUGAAGAUAAAUUCAAUUCCUACAUUCAAGUUUUAGAAGAACAUGAAAAACUUCUGGGCAAACAAGAAAUCAAACAGAGAACAGUAGCGCAUCGAAUUCAGAGACUUAAAAAUAACAUCGCUGAUAAGCAUGAUUCAAGUAAAAUAUUCAACGAAAAAUUCAUUCAUAAAAAUAAUACAACGAGUUCCAGUGAGCCAUCUUUUGUUCAAGAACGUUUUCCGACUUAUAAAAAAAGUUAUAAGGUUGACGCUUCAAAAAAAGCAGAAAAUUCUACUAAGUUUGAUAAUGAUCAACUUGGUAGAUUCACUCAGGAUACAAUGCAAGAAAACUCAAUGGCUGAUAUGACAUCAGUUAAAACGUUUCGUAGGAAAAGUGUUGAAAAGAAACAAGUAGAUCGUAGAACAGACGCUGGAGGUUUUUUAAAACAGAAAGAUGAAGGAUUAAAGAUUAACCCAAAAGAAAAGAAUUAUAAUGAACAGUAUUUGAACAGUAUCCGGCAUUUUGAACAACAUCCGACCUAUGAAAAAAAUGAUAACGGUGACGCUUUGACAAAAGCAGGAAAUAUCACUACGUUUGAUAGUGAUCUAGUUGAUAGAUCAACUCAGUAUACUAUACAAGAAAAAUAUGUGCCUGACAUGACUAGUACAUCAGUUAAAACUUUUCGUAAGAAAAAUGGGGAAAAGAAAGAAGAAGAUCAAACAGAAGUUGGAAGUUUUUUUAAUCAGAAAGAUGAAGCAAAAAAGAUUAACCCAAAAGAAAAGAAUUAUAAUGAACAAUAUUUAAAACGCGUUUUUUCACGAGAUCAAGAUAGGAAUAACUUGGUUUCGGAAAUUGGAGGAAUUUUUGAAGAGCAAGAUGAAGAUAAUUAUGAUGAACAAUAUUUAAGAGAUGUUAUUUCACAAAGCCAAUAUGGGAAUAACUUGGAUAAAGAAGUACCUACUAUGAGACCAACUAUUGAAAAUGUUUCGAAUCAGUUAGCUGAAAGCAUGCUGGAAUCAAAAUCACUCUUGCAAGAUCUUUAUCGCGAAGAAAAACUUUUAAACUUUUCACAAAAGGAUUACAUUCAGUCAGCAGAGAAGUUUUAUCGCGGCCAGCAGCGUCUACUGGAGGACUUUUGUCGGUCUUUAGAGAGCAUCUGCGAUAAUGACGUCAUGGAUAGUCGUUACAAAGGAACGCGUAUUUUAAACAAACUUAGAAGCCAUUGUAAAAAAUAUGAAAGAAAGAGUGGUAUAAACUUUAAAGCUCUAAGUGAGUCUGAAAUCGACAAGCAUAUCGAAGUUAUAACUGAAUUGCAAGAAAAUGUAAAAGAAUUGAAAGAUGCCCCUGAAAUUCAUACGAGUGAAAUAGAUUCUUUCCUUUUAGAUAGAUUAUCACGAGCUGAUAUUAGGUUAAGGCUUUUGAAACAACAGUUUGAAAUUGAGAAAGUAAUUCGAAAAAAUAGGUCCGCAACAGCCAUGCCUAGUCAGACUUCUACUUCAGAAGGACAAAAUCUUAACGCAGAAUGUGACAAAUACAAACAUAACGCUCCUACUGAUUUGAUGGCUGAUCACACCAAAUUUUAUCCUUCUACUUUUGCUCCCAACGAAGAGGGUGGUAUUAUGAUUUCACGCAAGGAAGAAUGUGUAGAAAAAACAGUCUAUCUUCAUGACCUUAGUUCCAGUGAUGCCAUUGACCUUAUGUUGCAUAGCUUAACUGAGCCUAGUCAAUCAUUCUUCACAGAUAAUACAAGUAUUGAACCUAAAAGUGAAUCGGCGAGAAAGCACAUUUAUCUGCCACUACGAGAAAAUAAUUUGAAAAACCAGUUGAAAACUAGCAGAAAUGAAAAUCUUAAGACGGAAGCAAGAGAACAUUUGCCACCAAAAGAUGGAAAAAUAUCCCAAAGUGAUCAAGUACACACUUUAGGUUUAAAUCAAGUAUUGUCUACCACGCAUGCUUCACCAUACGGUAUGCAGAAGCAUAACAGUUAUGAAACCAAACCAUUUUCAGAUUCUUUUGACCAGAGAGAAAAGUUUGUUGAUGAAAUGCCUGAAAUUACAGAUCCAGAACGACUAACACUUUUUAAAACCACUAGUUCACCACAAAAGAAUUAUAAACGAAGUGGUGAACAAGAAUACCAUUACAUGAAACCAAGCUCUGGUUUUCAUCUUGUAGGAAAAGAUCAAAAUGAUCCAGACACAGGAAUGUCUGAUAAAGAAGCUUUAUGUGAAACAACCAUUAAUCAAACCCUGAAGAAAUACCCAUCUAAUGCCAUAAGCACAGUUUAUCCUGUCCCUCAUAACGAGAGUGUUAUCGAUAUGGUCCCUUUAUUCUGUUUGAUGGUCUGGCCGGAAAAGCAAAAUAUACCUGAUUUGACUACGGGCCGCGGCAGUUUUAGAACUGAAACUUUCCAAUCACAAAAUGUUUUGAAUCGUAAUAAAGAAGACAUUUCAAAGAUUUCUCAGUAUACUAAUGAAGUCGAUCACAUGGAAAGUAAAGCUAACGUUGAGAAUGAGAAGGAGUUGAGAAGUGGUUCCCUUUAUACAGAGAAACAUAUUUUAGGAGAUAAUUUUUCACACCAGGUUUGUAAUUGCGUUUUUACCCCAAAAAAUGUUCAAUUUUUGAGAAAUAGAAAUGAUAAAACAAUGGCAUCCGAGGAUGAGUUGAAUGAAUUGGACGAUUGCUUUUCUAGCUCAUUACACGAAGUUGAAGACUGUAAAAAUAUUCCAAAAAAUGUAGAAUCUUCUCAAAUGAUUGAUUAUAAAAUAGAAGCACUGAAUUCUUAUCAUUCAAAUUCUGAUAAUAACAAAAUUUCUGUUGUGUCUGAUUCAAAACAAACAUCUGGAAUUCCAAAAAGUUCUUCUGACACAAUAAUUACGAACAAUAUCAGAAAUGAAUGUAACUUUAUUUCUCCUAAUGUUGAACAAAAGGAGUUUUCGUCCAUCCGGAGUAAUAAAAUAAAUAAUUUGGAUUCUAAUGAAAUGCUAUGCAAAGUCCCGUAUUCACUAAAAAGAAACGAUAAAGAAAUCAUUGAAGUAAAUGUAAAUGACCAAUGUACCCAGGAAACUCCGCCUGAAAAAGAUUCAGACAAAUAUUUUAGGGGAAAAUUGGAAGAAGCUAGCAAUUCACCACUGUCAAAAGAAAAUGAUCCAGCCAUCUCUAUAACUAAUAAUAUCGUCAAUAAUUAUUCCAACUUUCCUAACAUUGCUCAUUGCAAUUGUUCCACAGCAUCGUAUGAGCCACAAAAUUCUAAAAAAUGUGAUGUUUCGAACAUAUCAGAAAAAAAUCUUUCUUUAAAAGGUGGUUCCUUAUCCCCUGCUGAAACAAUGCAGAUAAGACAAAGGAAUAUAGAUUUUCCGAAAACAGAAAAUAAUUCGAAGUUAAGAAAAACCAUUGGGAAAUCGCAGAAAAAGCUAUUAACUAAUAACAUAAAGAUAAAGCAGACUGCUUUAAGAAAAAUGAAAUCAAGGAUCCUACACUCCUCGGAAGACGCAUUCGCGUAUAAUUUACUUAGAUUAUUCACACAAAAUAUUAAUAUAGAUACUCCUAUUUCAGAAAGGUUCAAGGACUUGGUUGAUUCAGACCCGAAUAAGAGAGAUGGAUUUGAAUUCAGAGAGUAUUCUAAUCGUGAAUUUAAGAAUGAAAAUUGCCUCUCCAAGAAAAUUCAGGCAUCUUAUCCUGAAACAUACCAUCAAUGCAUUGAUCAUGGAUACAAUAAAAUAUCUGAUAUGCAUGUUACUGAUAAGAUGUCCAAAGAAAAUACCCUGUUGAAAACUGAUAGUUUCACUAGAGCUGCAUUAGAUUGGAUCAAUCGUGAAUACAAUAAAAUACCUAAUACACCCGUUGAUGUUCAAUCAUCUAACAAUAGUGAAAAUUUAAAAAUAGACAGUUUCACUAGUGCAGCGCUGGAUUGGGUCAAUCGCAAAUACAGUAGAACUGAUAUACCUCUCAAUGCCCAAUCAAGUCACAGAAGUGAGUUGUCUUCCGCGCAAAAGAGUUUUUUAACGGUAAAAUCGGGAGUAAAAAGAUCGCCAUUUUGCCAAGAGACAAAUCCCGAAAGAAGCAUAAAGAAAGUUAUCGACACACAUGAAUAUGAUUCUGAGCUAUCAAAUGAAGGGAUCCAAAGAACUAAAGAAGAUACACUAAGAUCAUUGUAUUGCAAUACUUCGCAAUCUUUAAGAGAUAUAACAGAUGAUAUUUCAGUUUGUUCCCCACAAUUAGAGAAGUGGACUAACCCCCAAGUACCCGUAGCACAAUGUAAAUUUUUCAGCCCUAAAUUAGGGGUACAUUCUUACAAUAAAAUUGGACAAAGAUCGAAAAUCCAAAAUGUUAGUGGUAUAGCUUCUCGUAUAGAACUGUCGGAAAUCGAUAGACAACAGAAAAAAAUAAAUAAUUUAUACAAUGAAAUUAUGUCGUGAUGCUCAUUCGAAAUGUAAUUAAUAAAUAAAGUGAUAAUAUUUAAGUCCAGACAGGUCUACGAUUUUUAAUCAGUACAAUCCCCGUUACUUGAUUCCCUUUAAUCUGUUCAUACUCUAAUUUUCUGUGAAUAUUUUAAUGUUGAAAGGGGGCAAAAUUUCCUCAAGUAAUAUUUAUUUAUUUUUUUCACUGGAAACAAAUACCACAGAAAUGAAUCAUGCAUUAAAUAUAGGUGGUUCGUUGUUUCGAGAUCACUAAAAUUCAACUCGGACUACCAUAAAUUAAUUCUGUUUUAAACUUUUGAUUUCCAGUUUCGUAUUUUGAUGUGAGUUAUCAAAAAAAUGGCUUAUUUUAGCACAUUCUUUGUAUUGUAAUUAUUCAUUUAAAAAUCCACUUAAAUAAUUUUUUUAUAAGAAAAAUAUUUUUCUUAACUAAAAAGACAAGUAAACGGAACAAUGAAAAUGUGUAGUUACUUAUAAUAUCUUAUAAUCGCUGGUCCACGAGUAAAUUUUUUUUAACUUCUUCCUCUACGUGGGCACACAGUAGGUAUUUGACAAAAUACGAUUUACACAAUUUUCUAAAAAAGCAGCCAAUGAGGUAAAAUAUUCUUCUUGAGAAGGGGGGAGGGAGAAUUUCUUGUGUUGAAUUUUCAAAAUUGCAGGCAGUUGCACGAAAUAUUAGUCAGAAGACACCAAAAGUCAAUUCUUUCAGGUACAAAACGUUGAAGAAAACAAAAAUCAUGAAAGAAUGCCUUGUUACUUAUAAUCGGAUUCAGGACAACCGUUACACAGAUAAUCGGAUUGACGACUAACGUUUAACCCCUUAACGAUCGGUUAAUUUUCAAGAAAACGGUCUUUU